This is a messenger RNA of Maudiozyma barnettii, 564 nucleotides long. RefSeq names its product signal peptidase complex subunit SPC3 (gene SPC3). Gene Ontology annotation, cellular component: signal peptidase complex; membrane. The record is from RefSeq and is a predicted model, not a curated record. The coding region runs from base 1 to 564 and encodes 187 amino acids. The transcript has a single exon. Gene Ontology annotation, biological process: protein targeting to ER. NCBI's taxonomy places the organism in Eukaryota, Fungi, Ascomycota, Saccharomycetes, Saccharomycetales, Saccharomycetaceae.
AUGUUUUCUCUAUCACAAAGAGUGCAGUAUAUUGCGAAUUUUUCCAUGACCGUUGGUUUGGUCAUUGUUGCCCUUAUCAUCGGUUCCUCUCAUCUCGAUUUCUUUCAAAAGGGUAUCCUAAGAAAUAGCCAGGCUGCAAUUGCAAACAUUAAGCCAAUCGUAGGGUUUAGAACAAGUAGGUUCUAUGGUGCCGCUAAUGGCCAUCCUAAGGAGAACACAAGAAUUGCAUUUGAUUUAAACACAGAUUUGUCUGGAUUGUUCAACUGGAAUACCAAGCAAGUAUUUGUUUAUUUAACUGCUGAAUAUAAUAAUACUGAAAAGGGUACUCUAAAUGAAGUGACAUUUUGGGAUGCUAUAUUACCUGAUGCAGACCAUGCCAUUAUCAAAUUGGAAAAUACUAGAUCCAAAUACUCUGUAUGGGAUUAUACAGGUGAUUUAAGUGGUAAAGAUUUACAAUUUAAAUUGCAUUGGAAUGUCCAACCACAUGUUGGUCCAUUGAUGUAUGGUGUUGCCCAAGGUGACGAUAUUAUCGUUAACGUUCCAAAACCAGAAUCAAAAGUAUAG